UAGUGUGAGGGAGAGACAAGUGAGACGUGUUGAUGAACGGACGUGUUUCAGUCCUAGAGUACACUACAGCACAAAUCAAACAGAGUUAAAUUAAUAACACCGAGUCUUUAACUCAGUAAUAAAACUUAAAAAGAUAAAUAAAGUAAAAAUAAAAAACAAAACAAGCUUAAUUAAAGUUAACAAAUUUAAAAUAAACAGCAGUGACGGUAGGGAGGCUCCCCUAUCUUAGAGGGUUAAACCUCAAAAUUGGAGUAAGGUUAUAAACGGCUCAAGUGAAAUCAUUCGGAAUCAAACAGUUUUAACAUAGAGAAUUUAGUCUAGACAAAUAUCACAAUUUGAAGCAUCAUACUAAAAGAUUGUUAAACAAUAACUGUGGAACGAUUACAAAAAAGUCAAGAAUAACAGCUAAACUACUUGGCCUGGAGCAGAGGUCAAUCCUCAAAGGCGUGAGAGGCUGGUGUAACGAGGUGAUACACAUAAGGGGUUGAACAUCAAAUUGGAGCAAAUCAAAGGAUCAAGUCCAGGCAAUACCUAAAACAGCAUACUAAGGGAAAUCGACAUUUGGGAACUUCAUUUACAUCAUCCUUCUGGUCCUUGCAUAAAUCCUUAACCUUUGAUUGUGCGGUCCAGUCACUGGUCCUCACAUCUUCACCAGCAGUGACUUAUCCCCUACAUGAAUUCAUCAAAGGUACCUCAUUUAACAUAUAAAAUGUCCCUAGUGUUUAUAACACCCAAACAUACUAACAAAUUCAUACUUCAUUCAUCAUUCACAGAUCCUCUCAUACUUUUAAAACAUCAUUCUCACACGUUUUAAAAAAAAAAAAAAAAAAAAAAAUAAGUAAAUAAAUAAAGAAAUAGAUAAAUAAACAAAUUAAAAUUAAAAUAAUAAACAUCUAAACAUUGGAAAUAACUACAAGUAACCACUAGCAACAGAAAGAUAAAACAGGAAGAAUCAAGCAAGCAAGAAAAAGAAGUGUAACUAGCAAGUUAGAAGAAUAACUAAAUUUACGAGUAAAAUAAAACAAAGUAUAUACAGCAGUAAGUGGCACGUGGCCCUCCCGGGACGAUAGCCAAGAAGGAGAAAAAAAAAAAAAAAAUUAGUGUGAGUGGAUCAGACAAUUGUUUUUAUUAUAUAUGUAUAUAAUAAUAUAUAUAUAUAUAAAAAUAUUGACAUUUGCUAAAAAAAAUACUAAAUAAAAUAAUUAUACCAAAAUGUCAUAUUUUGAAAAUAAUAUUUGGAGUAAAAAUGAAUAUCAUACACUCGGACGUAAAGAAAAUGACCAAGCUGGUAAAUCAAUCAUCGGAUCAAUUGUUGUCGGGAUAUUUCUGAUACUUUUGGUGAUAUCACUAUGGAAUAUAGGCCGUCAUAAUUUAUCAAAGACUUAUGUAGUAAUUAUUGAUACUAAUUCAAAUUUAUUACACAAAACAUCAGAACGUUAUUUAUCAUUCGGCCUGGAUUCAUCGUUGCUUCGUGAUAUGGAUAAAUUUCCUGUCAAAAAUGAUACGUUUGUUAAUUUAGCGCGAUAUUUAAGCCCCGCAUUUGUAAGAGUGGGUGGGACAUCCGCAGAUUGUAUUUUUUUUAACCAACCGGUACCCGAAGUUACUGAAAAAAUAACUAGUCCAGUUGAUGCUCAGGAUAUCAGUAAUUUUACUUUGGCCGGCGAUGAUUAUCUGGCGGUCUAUCAGUUCACUGAGAGAGCGCAAUUGAGAAUGAUGUUUGAUCUCAAUGCUUUGAUCAGAGAUCCUGAUGAUCAUUGGGAUGAUACCAAUGCUAAAGAUAUUAUUAAUUUUUCUAAAGGCCAUUCUAUGGAUAUCGAUUGGCAACUUGGCAAUGAACCCAAUUCAUUUCGACACGUCUUCAAUAGACCAGUAUCAGCAAAACAAUUAGCUGAUGACUAUAUUCAUCUCCGACGUCUUCUAAAUCAACUAGGAUAUGAAACAAGUUUUCUGGUCGGGCCAGAAGUUAAUCAUAUUGGAGACAAUGAUAAAGCUGGAGAAAAAUAUGCCACUGAAUUUUUAAAGAAUAAUGAAAACAGCGUUGACUUUUUAACGUGGCAUCAAUAUUAUCUCAAUGGCCGCGAAGCCAAAGUAGCGGAUUUUAUAAACCCGAAUGUCUUUAACCGGCUGCCGAUUCAAAUAAAAAAUGUCCAAGAUGUCAUUGAUCAAACAAACAAAAAUUUAAAGAUGUGGAUGUCUGAAACGAGUACUGCGUAUGGUGGAGGUGCUCCAGAAUUGUCAAACAGAUUUGUCGCGGGUUUUCUGUGGCUCGACAAACUAGGAUACGGAGCCACUGCCGGAGUUGAUGUCAUUGUACGGCAGUCAUUUUUUGGCGGCAAUUACAGCAUGAUUGGUAAAGAUCUUGAACCAAAUCCUGACUGGUGGGUCAGUGUCAUGUACAAACAAUUUGUUUCUUCGAAAGUAAUCCAACUCAAGACACCAUCAAACUUUGGCAGCAUAAGAUUAUACGGACACUGCACUUGUCCAAGUGCAUUAAUUUCUCGUGUCCCUGCAAUUACUGUCUACGGCGUUAAUUUGAACAACGACUUUGUCCGAAUAUCUUUACUCUACUACUUGAAAAGUUACCCACGUAAAAAUAGUAAAUCAUUUUUAUACAUUCUCACGGCAGAUUACUUGCAGUCGAGAGAUAUAAGAUUGAAUGGAGAAAUUUUAAAAUUAAAUUCUGAUGGAAGUUUGCCAGCUUUCAAACCUGUCAUCGUUGACUCAUCGCAAGUUAUCACUUUACCCCCCUUUUCAAUGGCAUUUAUAAUUAUGCAUGGAGUUGAACAUCGGGCUUGUGAAACAUAAAACUUCUCCAAGCAUUUAAUGUCCAGAAGAUUGGAAGGUUUUUGCGACGAAAUUUAACUGAUGAAAGAUGACUGGGUAAUUGCGGGUGCAAUUUUGCAUCUGUAUGCUAAAAUUUUUUAAAAUCUAGACCCGGUAGAUUUUUUUAAAUAUUUUCGUUCCGCAAAAACCUUCCGAUCUUCAGGUACAGCAUUCAUAUAUUUAUAUAUUUUUUACAAUUAUUGUGCUUUAUAUAAAGAACAAUUUUUUUUAGUUACCACAAUAUCAACCGAAUAUUUUUAUAUUAAUAUUUAAUUUAUACAUUUAAAAGUUUAUAUUAUUUUUAUAACUUAUUUUAAUUGUAAGACUGGAUAUUAAAUUAAAUUAAAUAUCUUACCAACAACAAAUUAACGGAAUGAAAUUAUAUAAUUAUAAUAAUAAUUACGUAUUAACAUCAUUUAAUAAUAUAUGUAUAUAUUAUACAAAUAAAAGUUGAAUAAUAUGAUAAAUACUGAACGAUUAUUAGGACGAGGAAAAAUUUAAAAUGAAUUUUAUAAUUUCCUCAGAAAUAACAAACAUAUUUUUUUUUUUAUAUUGAGUUCUUAAAAUCUAUAUAAUUAAUAUUGAAGCUUGAAAUAUACAAGACUUACAGACAUAUUUACAUGAUAAUAUGCAAUACGAGUAUGUAAUUAUUAUAUAUAAUUUUAUUUAUUUUAAUCUGUUGACGAUAUUGUUAUUGUUUUACCUUUAGGGUCAUCGAAUCUGUCCAUGGUACGAAUGUCCAUCAUCAUUAUCAGACCCCAGAUCAUAAUAAUCCCGAGAAUAGCAGUGACGAAUAUACCAGACCAAAUAGAUAUCGAUGUGAAACCGACGCAAUCGUAAGUAUCGCUGAAUUUUUUAGCGAAUAAUUGCACUUGGAUGUUGUAUAAAUUCAAUUUAAUAUCUUCGGUUUCGUUUGAAUUUGAUUUUAAAAACUGCACUACCUGCCCGCAGUGAUAAGAAAAGUUCUGGGGCCAAGUUAAGUCUGUUUUGGUGAACAACGAGAAUUCUUGGUUGUCUCGAGUUACGUUUACUCUGUGCAAUGUGUAGUAACCAGACGUUUUAGGAAUUAUUUCAAAAGCCAGACUUGCUUUGUAUGACGACGUGUCAUUGCCGACGACAUCGAAGUCCAUUUUGAGAACCAUCGGAGAAUUUAUGGUUCCUUGGCCUUCAUCUUUGACUUCUUUUGGUUGUCCAACGCUGAUAAAUUCUGAUCCUUUCAUCUGUAAUUUAUUUAUAUAUUAUAUUGAUAUUUGUUCAUAAUUAGGCCUGACCCAGGCAUUGAGGGGAGAGACAAUUAAUUGGCUAGUCAGUAGAAAGUUAAGGUGAAGGAAGGGCCAGCAGCGAAACAAAUACAAAUCUACUGUCUGAUCAUAAAGUAUUGGCGCUAGAUUUAAAACAUGAUCAACUUAUGUUUAAAAAAAUCACAUGAAAAUGUGAUAUAUAGAGACCGAUAAAUUGAAGUCUCUUCUAAGGUAAAACUGUAACUGAUUAAUAGGGUGGGCCGAAAAUCCGCUUUUAUUAAAAUUUUAUUAUUAAUACCAAAAAUAUUUUUCUUUGUACAAAAAAAAAUUUUUUCGGAAAACAAAAAAAAUUUUAGGUCGAUAUCUUAAGCUCGCCAAAUCCCGCUAAAGUUAGAAGUUGUUUAAAAUUUUUUUUCCAACUUAUUUUGAUCGGAAAUUUAAUUCUCUACAAAAAAGGUCCUACAAUAAAAUUACGUUAAGUUGAUAGUUACUGAGAUAAUUGCAAUUUUGCUUUAAAAAAUGGAAUUUUUCAAGAUAUUAUUACUUUUUCAGGGUAAAAAAUAAAUUUUAUCAUAAAAAAUUAAUAGAAAAUUCAAUUUUCUACAAAACAGACAAUAAAAAUUUAUUCAAAGUUGAUAGUUACAAAGAUAAUAGCGAUUUUUGGUGAAAGCCCCCAAAUACCGAGAAAUGUGACUAUCUAAACAUAAAACUGCCAGUUUCUGAAUAACUAUAAAUUUCAAGUUUUUACCACAAGGCCAAUUUUGUAAGAAAUUUGAUUUUCUAUGAAAUUUAUUUGAUAAAAUUCAUAUUUUACCCUGAAAAAGUGAUAAUAUCUUGAAAAAUUAUAUUUUUUAGAACAAAAUUGCAAUUAUCUCAGUAACUAUCAACUUAACGUAAUUUUAUUGUAGGACUUUUUUUGUAGAGAAUUAAAUUUCCGAUCAAAAUAAGUUGGAAAAAAAAUUUUAAACAACUUCUAACUUUAGCGGAAUUUGGCGAGCUUAAGAUAUCGACCUAAAAUUUUUUUUGUUUCCAAAAAAAUUUUUUUUUGUACAAAGAAAAAUAUUUUUGGUAUUAAUAAUAAUAAUUCAAAAAAAGCGGAUUUUCGGCCCACCCUACUGAUUAAUGCUGAUGCGUUUUUCUAAUUUAAAUAAACAAAAAUUUCAAGUAAAAAAAUUAUCAUUGAUCAAUAAUUAUUUGUGGAUCAAAAUAUAUUAUAAUAUGACGUAUAAACAUAUUUUAUAAUUGACUAUAAAUUCAAAUUGUGACUUUUCAAAAUCACGCACAGCUUGGCAUUUUUAGCUUUAACGUUCGUACUUUCCAAAAAUAUUUAAAAAUGCAGAUAUUAAUUUAAAUAAAAAAAUGUUUAGUUAUUGUGCGACUGUACAUUGCAACAAUAAAAAUUAUUGUAAUUUUAAUAAUUAGGUAUAAUAUUCAAGUUCGAUAUUAAACAAGUACCUGGAGAGCUGGUGGUUUUUCAAGAUAAAACAAAACUCGCUCAGAUUGAAUAAAUAUAUAAUCGGUAUCAUUUUGCGCCAGAGGUUCUGCUGUGGCUGCUGCUCUUUUGAUCCGAUCUGGUCGACUGAGAGUGCAAGUUUUUCCAGUCAAUAUUCCAAGUAAAUAAGGACUUGAUUCUUUCAACAUUUUGAAUGUUUCAAAAACAAAGUCAAGAUCAUUGGCUCUGUUUAUAACAAGUUGACCAUUUGACACUGAAUUCAAAUCUUCAUCUGAUGACUGGUUAUAAAACGGCAAGGUUUCAAUUAUCGUAAAAGGUCUAUCAACUUCCGGUAUGUAUUGCAAUGAUCCGAAUUUUUUAAGCUGCUUCCAUUGAUCCUGAUAAAUUAAAUUUUAUAUAUAUAUAUUAAUAAAUUAGUCAAAAUAAAUAUAUAGAUUAAGUAAAAGACCCAGAACUAGUACCCGACCACUUCAUGUAUUUGUGUAGAUAUAUUUAGUAAAUAUCGAUAUACAAAUACAUGAAGUGAUCGGGUACCAGUUCCCUGAUCAGGUACUGGGUCUUUUAGCUUAAAAAUGAAAUACUUACAUUGUCAUGUAGCGUAACAUCUUCACGACAGAAACUUUCUUUGUAAAAAACAAUAACGGGCAAUUGUGAAUCACCAACUUUUUUGGUGACAAUAUCUUUGAAUUCUUUUUGUGAUGUCUUAUCAAAUAAAUUGAAGGGUUUGCUGAUUGAUUUUGUUGAGCUGUCGCCUCCCCAAAUUAAAACUGGGACAUCAGUGAUA
Molecule: messenger RNA, 6301 nt
Organism: Microplitis mediator
Lineage: Eukaryota; Metazoa; Arthropoda; Insecta; Hymenoptera; Braconidae
Product: heparanase-like
Exons: 7
Coding region: 1213-2805 (530 amino acids)
Cellular component (GO): extracellular matrix; membrane
Molecular function (GO): hydrolase activity, acting on glycosyl bonds
Source: RefSeq, a predicted model, not a curated record